AUGUCUCCGUGGAAUAACAUACGGCAUCCGAAAAUAUCAACUAGUUAUAGUCCGUUUUGUCGUCGUGUGAGAGAUCAGCGUGUACUCCAGAGAGGCAUAGAUUCUCAAGGCAAGCUGGAGAUGAUGAGAAGAAUUCAACAAUAUAACUCUCAUAAUCUGCCUUUGAAAAGAGGGGCAUGGAGUCCCGAAGAAGAUCAGAAGUUGAUAGCUUAUAUUAACAGACAUGGCAUUUGGAACUGGAUUGAAAUACCAAAAGCUGCUGGUUUGUUAAGAUCAGGAAAGAGUUGCAGGCUUCGUUGGAUGAACUACUUAAGGCCGGAUAUAAAGCGUGGAAACUUCAGCAUGGAAGAAGUGGAAACCAUACUCAUGCUCCAUCAAAAGAUUGGAAAUAGAAGGUGUGCAAUUUUCAAGGACAAGGCCCUCGACCUCAAGAGAACUGAGAUAAUUCCUGUUGAUGCACCAGCCAUAUGGUCUGCGAUUGCAGCAAAAUUACCUGGAAGAACAGAUAAUGAGAUAAAAAAUUUCUGGAACACCAACUUGAAGAAAAAUUACUUGAAGAACAGUAUUAAUAUUGCAGUGCAAGCUCCUGAUAACCCUCAAGAAACACAAACAUCCAAAGUGGAAUCCAAGAAAAGAAAAUUACCUGAAAUUGAUGUUCCUCUUCCCACUGCGCCAAAAAUAUUGAAGUCAGAGGAAUCCGAUGGCUCACCAAAGCUGCCGACAGCUAAUUUUUCUUCAAGCUUUAAUCUUGUGAAUGAUCUCAUAAUCAAUGAAAAUCAGACCAUAGAAGAUAAGGUUGGAUUGCUUGAAUUAACUGGAGAACAAUGUUUCUGGUGUCAGCCAUUUUCAACCGAAGGUCAAAAGUGCAAGGUGGAGGAUUAUGGAGAUACACCCACCGUUGAAAUGUGGGUCCAAGAACUAUUGCAUGGAGAUGCAUGCACAGGAUUAUGA
Molecule: messenger RNA, 951 nt
Organism: Dovyalis caffra
Lineage: Eukaryota; Viridiplantae; Streptophyta; Magnoliopsida; Malpighiales; Salicaceae
Source: the annotation of a GenBank genome assembly